Periophthalmus magnuspinnatus is the source of this 1237-nucleotide messenger RNA. RefSeq names its product translocase of inner mitochondrial membrane 17 homolog A (yeast) (gene timm17a). Gene Ontology annotation, biological process: protein import into mitochondrial matrix. Gene Ontology annotation, molecular function: transmembrane protein transporter activity. The record is from RefSeq and is a predicted model, not a curated record. The coding region runs from base 1 to 543 and encodes 180 amino acids. Gene Ontology annotation, cellular component: mitochondrial inner membrane; TIM23 mitochondrial import inner membrane translocase complex. The transcript is spliced from 6 exons. NCBI's taxonomy places the organism in Eukaryota, Metazoa, Chordata, Actinopteri, Gobiiformes, Gobiidae.
AUGGGCUUACGUCAGAGGGAACGUUCAAGGAACAAAAUGGAGGAGUAUGCCAGAGAGCCUUGUCCCUGGAGGAUUGUGGAUGACUGUGGAGGUGCAUUCACAAUGGGGGCUAUUGGUGGAGGCAUUUUUCAGGCUGUUAAAGGCUUCAGAAAUGCACCCUCUGGGAUGGGCCACAGGAUGAGAGGGAGCUUGACAGCAAUCAAAACUAGAGCCCCACAGCUUGGAGGAAGCUUUGCUGUGUGGGGAGGCCUGUUCUCAAUGAUCGACUGUGGUUUAGUAAAAGUACGAGGCAAAGAAGAUCCCUGGAACUCUAUCACAAGUGGAGCUAUGACUGGAGCUAUCCUGGCUGCAAGAAAUGGACCUGUGGCUAUGGUUGGCUCUGCGGCAAUGGGUGGCAUCCUCUUGGCAUUGAUAGAGGGCGCUGGUAUUCUUCUAACUAGAUUUGCUUCUUCACAAUUCCCAACUGGCCCCCAAUUUGCAGAAGAGCCAGGCCCUGCUCCAAUGGGAUCUCCCUCUUUUGGAGACUACAGACAAUAUCAGUGAGAGAACACACUUCUCUUAUCUUUUUUUGAAUUCCUUGCUGAAGUUACCACGAUGGAGAUGGAGACCACAUCACUCGUCACACCAACUGUGUCAAAGAUGUCUAUGGACAGUAAUCAUCUUCAUUUAACUGCCUUCUGCCAUUUCAGCCUAGUCAUCUGCAUUGUUUUCACUAGGAUUUGACAUGUGAGGGAAUUGCUUAUUUUUAGCUUGUGGCGGGGCAAGUUUUUGUUUUUUUUCCUGACAGACCUUGAGUAUGGUAAGUUCUAAAAUAACACAACACAUGCUCUGUAGUGACUAAUGGGAACAGUGCAGAUUAUAAACAAUGUAUAUAUGUUCUAUACAUAAAACCUCUCAUUUUCUCCUCUGUCUUUUAUUUACCACAAGCAUCAUUUGCUUGGACUGGUCAUCUAUAUUUGUGUUUUAUUUUGUUUAUUUCUUUUCCCCAGUUUACCCUCUAUCUGGCAAUCUAUUGUUUUUAAUGGAUUUAUUUAUUCUGUUAUGUAUGAACCAUGCUAUCACAUUAUUAAUGGCAUGAUUAAAAAAAAAAAAAAAAAAAAGUAGAACAUUUUCAAAUGACAACCAAUGGCAUUGGCAGAUGGACAGGAUUAACAGAAGCGAGGGGUUGUUAAUAAUUUAUAUCUGUAUGACAGAUUAUUGUACAUUCAACGAAACAAUAAAAUAUACAACAACGUCA